UUGUUAUUGAGGUUCGUUGCCCCUGUUUUCUUUCCCAGGACCAUGAUUUUGGACUGCUAGGGGUGAAGUGACCUCUUAGAUGGAACAAGGAUAAGAACCUUGUGUCUUUGAUCUCUGGAGCCCUGAGAAAAUGGAGAGCCUUAGAGGCCCCUAUACAGAUGACGCAAUUGCGAGAGAAAACGAAGAGGAGAAUCCUCAGCUAAAGCUAGACACAGAAAAGAAACUAGACACACAUGCUGGCCCCAUUAACUGUCGGAGGCCACACGGCAGAGAAAAUCACUAUCAAUGUACAGAAUGUAGGAAAAGCUUCAGUGUUCAUUCGGCGCUGAUCAAACACCACAGAAUCCACACCGGAGAGAAACCCUAUCAGUGCAGUGAAUGUGGGAAGAGCUUCAGUGUAAGCUCGACGCUGGUUACUCAUCAGAGGAUCCAUACAGGGGAGAGGCCCUACAAAUGCGUGCAGUGUGGGAAGAGCUUCAAUCAAAGCUCACACCUCACUCAGCAUCAGAAGAUCCACAAGGGAGAGAAGCCAUGUACAUGUACUGAAUCUGGAGAAGGCUUUACUGACAGCUCAACGUGCGUGAAACAUCCAGGACUGCAUGCUGGAGUGGGACCCUAUAAAUGCGCUGAAUGUGGGAAAAGCUUCAAUCGGAGCUCCACUCUCUACAACCACAACAGGAUCCACACGGGAGAGAAACGCUACAAAUGUGAUGAGUGUGGGAAAAGCUUCAGUGUGAGCUCCAACCUCAUCAGGCAUCAGAAAAUCCACACAGAGCAGAGACCCUAUAAGUGUCUUGAAUGUCGUAAGAGCUUCAGCCUGAGCUCAGAUCUGGAAGCGCAUCAGAGGCUUCACCUGGGAGAGAAACCCCACAAAUGUUCUGAGUGCGAGAAAAGCUUUGAUCAGGAGUCGCAGCUCCUGAAACAUCAGCGAGUUCACGCUGGGGAAAACUCAUAUGAAUGUGUGGAGUGUGGGAAGAGCUUUAGUAGGAAGGGGAACCUCCUGAGACACCAGGAGAUCCACACUGGGGACAAACCCUACCAGUGUAAUGAAUGUGGGAAAAGCUUCAGCCGGAGUUCAUCGCUCAUGCAGCAUCAGCGGAUCCACACUGGAGAGAAACCCUACAGCUGCAUCGAAUGUGGCAAGAACUUCAGCUUUAGCUCCCAGCUCACCACCCACCAGCGGAUCCACACAGGGGAGCGGCCCUACAAAUGUAACGAGUGCGGGAAAAGCUUUGUGGAUAGCUCAGGUCUCAUUCAGCAUCGGAGAAUUCACACAGGAGAGAAGCCCUACCAAUGCACUGAGUGUGGGAAGAGCUUCCGGCAGAACUCGGUGCUGAUUCAACACCGGAGAACUCACACCGGUGACAAGCCCUUCGAGUGUGGGGAGUGUGGGGAACGCUUUAGCCAAAGCUCCACGCUGAUCACACAUCAAAGGAUUCACACCGGGGAGCGGCCCUACCACUGCAGCGAGUGCGGGAAGAGCUUCAGCGAGAGCUCGCACCUCACGCAGCAUAGGAGAAUCCACACGGGGGACAAGCCCUACAAGUGUGGUGAGUGUGGGAAGAGCUUCAUUCAGAGCUCGCAGCUCACCACCCACCAGAGGAUCCACACAGGAGACAAACCCUACCAGUGCCACACCUGUGGGAAGAGCUUCAGUGACAGCUCGGCGCUCACCCAGCAUCAGAGAGUCCACACGGGGGAGCGACCAUACCAAUGCACGGAAUGUGGGAGGAGCUUCAGCCAGAGCUCGGCCCUGGUGCAGCACUGGAGGAUCCACACUGGAGAUAAGCCCUAUGAGUGCACCGAAUGUGGGAAGACUUUCAGCCAGAGCGCAGGGCUCACUCAGCACCGGAAAACAGCGCACACGGAAGAGAAACCCUAUCAGUGUUCUGAAUGUGGGAAAAGCUUCAGUCGAAACUCCUACCUUACUCAGCAUCAGAGAAUCCAUGUGGCAGAGAAACCCUUCGGUUGUAGUGAAUGUUUGAAAAGCUUCACUCGGAAUUCAGACCUGGUUAAACACCAGCGAAUCCACACAGGAGAGAAGCCUUAUCAGUGCAAUGAGUGUGAGAAAACCUUCAGUCAGCGGUCAAAUGUUAUCAGACACCAGAGAACCCACACGGGUGAAAAACAUUACAAAUGUAAAGAAUGCGGGAAGAGCUUCAGUCAGAAAUCACACCUCAUCGUACACCAAAGAAGCCACAAGGGUGAAAAGCCCUACCGUUGUACUAGAUGUGAGAAAAGCUUCAGUGAUUGCUCAUCGCUUAUUAUACACCGGAGAAUCCACACAGGGGAGAAACCUCAUCAAUGUAAAGAAUGUGGGAAAAGGUUCCGUGACAGUUCUGCCAUCAUCCGACACCAGCGAAUCCACACAGGAGAGAAACCCUACAAAUGUGGUGAUUGUGGAAAGAGCUUCCGACAGAGCUCAUCACUUAUUACCCACAGAAGAACCCACACAGGAGAAAAGCCCUACAAAUGUUCAGUGUGUAAUAAAAGCUUCAGUCAGAGCUCGGCACUUGCGACUCAUCACCGAAUCCAUACAGGAGGAAAUCCCUAUCGAUGUUCUGAAUGUGGGAAAACCCGGAGUGAGCGCGCUGCACUUAUUUCACGUCGGGGUGUCUACACAAAAGGAAAACCUUACAAGUGUGCUGAAUGUGGAGAAAGCUUUAGACGGAGCACAGCACUUAAUGUGCAUCUGAGAAUCCACAGAGGAGAGAGACCAUAUACGUGUGAUAAAUGUGGGAGAACCUUCAGACAGAGCUCAGCACUUGAUGUGCAUUCGCGAAUCCACACGGGAGCAAGACCCUAUAAAUGUAGUGAAUGUGGGAAAAACUUCAGACAGAGCUCAGCACUUAAAGUGCAUUUGAGAAUCCACACAGGAAAGAAACCCUAUAAAUGUAUUGCAUGUAGGAAAAGUGUCAGUUUGCGUUCACAUCUAGUAUAGCAGGGGUGUCCAAACCAUGGCUUAUGAACUGCAUGCGGCUCUUUUACAGUUUACAGUGUAGCUCGCAGAUCCCCCUCUCCCCAUUCCCCACCUACCAGACUUGGGGGGAAGCUCGAGACCUCUGCCUUGCAGCAGGGUGGUGGGGUAGCGCCUUCUUCCCAGUGGGGAGGGGGUCUCAGGGCUUCAGCCCUGUGGGGCCUGCCUGCUGGGGUUUAAGGCUUCAGCAGGAGUGGGGUUGAAGCCCAAAGCCCCGUAAGGUGCCGCCCGUGGGGCUGAAGCCCAGAGCCCCAGCAGGUGUGUCCUGACUCUCAAACUUCUGAAGAUUGUCAAAUGUGGCUCAGAGGGUCAAAGUAAGUUUGGCCACCCCGUAGUAUAGGAUUAGAGUGGCCAUAUGGAAUAGAAAGCAGUAGCAGACAUUAGUUGUUUGGGGUAUAUAAAAAGGAGUGAGGCCCAGAUUCACAAAGGAGCCUAAUAUCAGAGGGGUAGCCGUGUUAGUUUGGAUCUGUAAAAGCAGCAAAGAGUCUUGUGGCACGACUAACAGACGUUUUGGAGCAUGAGCUUUCGUGGGUGAAUACCCACUUCGUCGGAUGCAGUUUUAGGCACUAUUACAAUCCACAAAACCCCCAGUAAGCUGCUGCUUAACUCUGCAGCACCUAAUUGAUUUGGCACCUGCAUUUUCACUGUAACCAUCUCCUAGUCACAUAAGUAUCGGCCUCUAGGAAUGCACCCUGCCACCUCACUGUAAGCAUCUGGACACUUAAGCACCAGCGCGAUGCUCAGACCAGGGGAAGUUGGGUGAUCCUCCUGCAGAGGUCAGGCCAGUAGGCAUGUUCUGAGCACAUCUAGCAGAUUCCGGCUACAUUCAAAAUCCUGAUGGAGGAGGAGGAGGAGCCUCCUCUCCCAUAACUUUUAGCCUAGUGGUUAAAAUGCUUACCCAGGAACAAGUGGAACAGCUUCAACAUGAGAGACUGAGGAAGCCCCACAUCAGAAUUAAGGGUGUAAAAUAUUAAACUGUUAACCAGUAAACAUUUGUCUUACCAGAUAACCCACCCUAACCGUUACCCCAGCUGCAGCCCCAGGCCAGCGUGAGCAGCCCAGCCCCAGCCCCUCUCCCUUUAAUCAGUUAACAGAUUAAAUGAUAUAAUUUUAAUCAUUUAAACGGUUAACUUUUUAAACAAUAUUUACAUCCCUAAUCAGACUAUCCCAUAGCCCAGUGGGUUGGGCAUUUUCCUCAGAGAUAGGAGAUCCCUGUUCAAAUACCUUUUUCCCUUCAGGCAGAGAAGGGGCAUUGAACUGAUUAUUUUGAUAUUGGAGAGAGGCGGUUGAUGCUAGAAAAUUGGGGUAUUCUGGAAAGAAUGAGUGAAUUACUUGUGGGGAGCUGAGUGCUGGUGGAGUGGGUUUUACAGAUUGUGCAGAGGAGGUGUAAUGUGGAUCUGAGGGAUGGGGUGUUGGGUGCUGGAUAAUUUGGGGAUUAGGAGUGGGAAUUUGUGGUAGAAUAGAAAGGGAGAUUUUUUUUUAGAUUUUAUUUUUUAUUUAGGUAUAAGAAGAUUAAAAUAAUAAUGUCCAGAUUGGGUCUCAGCCAGACCUUCAGUUUAUUACAAAUUGUAAGCAGUUCUGGGGAUGUCAUUGCUUUUUAAACUGUGGAUGGCAAAGUAAUGUGUUUUUGAUGACUCUCACCUGGUAACUUGGCCAGGUUUUAGACAAGGGAUUUGGGCUGUUUCCUCUCUUUGAUCUUAAAGAUCUGCAGCUCUGUCUGUUUCUUUUCUUCCUCUUUCGGAGAGAUUUAUGGUAGGACUUCAGAGUUAUGAACUGACCAGUCAACAACACACCUCAUUUGGAACCAGAAGUACAUAAUCAGGCAGCAGCGGAUGGGGGAAGCAAGUACAGUUCUGUGUUAAACGUAAACUAUUAAAAAAAGGGAAAGGAGCAUUUUUCUUCUGCAUAGUAUAUCUUCAAAGCUGUAUUAAGUCAAUGUGCAGUUGUCAACUUUUGAAAGAACCACCAUGCUUUGUUCGGAGGUACGGACAACCUCCAUUCCCAAGAUGUUCAUAACUGUGAUGUUCUACUGUAUUCAGUUCAAAGGACUCUUACCUCCAUAAGCAAAAAUCAGGAGAUACACUCAAGUCAGAAGUGAAGUAGCUGCUCUCAAAGAGGAUGGAUACAUAGCGCUCACUGUGAAAGUGUUUAUCUCUAUCUUUUCCUCCCUGGCAACAUCUCCAGAAUUUGUCUCUUCACAUUGAAACAUCUUUAGUCUCCCGCUCUACAUGCUAACAAAACCUGGGCAAUAAUGUAAUCUUCUCAUUUAAACAAAACAAAAGAAGCUUUUGGAUGUCCUGGCUAGACCCAUUUCACAUUUUGGGUUCCCAUGGAAGCAGAGACUGUUUCCAGUUUUCUAGUCCUUUUGGUAAUGUGAUACUUUUGUUCCUUUAACUAAUUAAUGCUAGUAAAAUAUUUUAACAUAUAAAGCACCGCAUAAUUGCUAGCAAUAAUUACUUAUUACUAUGUUAAUGUUUCCAUAUUACAUAAAACCUCUCUAUAUUGUAUAUUACUAUUAUUGUUGCACUUCCUACUGUCAACAGUGUUUCUAUAUUAUAUAA
This is a messenger RNA of Mauremys reevesii (Reeves's turtle), 5538 nucleotides long. Its product is annotated as zinc finger protein 883-like. The transcript has 3 exons. Lineage: Eukaryota; Metazoa; Chordata; Testudines; Geoemydidae. The record is from RefSeq and is a predicted model, not a curated record. Bases 131 to 2941 code for a protein of 936 amino acids. Gene Ontology annotation, biological process: negative regulation of transcription by RNA polymerase II. Gene Ontology annotation, molecular function: DNA-binding transcription repressor activity, RNA polymerase II-specific; RNA polymerase II cis-regulatory region sequence-specific DNA binding.